UAGGUACCAGGCGAAUGGAUUAUAUUUCUACUGGUCCGGAGACUAAUCCCAAAAUCGAGGAUGAUUCAACAUCUAAACAAAUUCUUGAGUAUUAUAGGAAAUAUUCACAAAACCAAGGAUUAACUAAAUAUUUCUCUGGCACUCCACUAUCAUAUCUCCCAGAGAUCAAAGAUGAUUAUGUGUUCAAUGAAUUACCGGAUUCUGAUAUUCCUAAUAUUAUUAUUGAAAGUGAUGUUGAUAUUAUUUUGGUAACAAAUCCCAGUACAUCCAAAGAAAAUGAACAAUCUGCUUCAUCUCCUACUAGUAGUGUAAAUCAUAAAUUGGAAUGGGACAGUCUAGCAGAUAUUGGCUAUACAAAUACCAACAUUACAAAACAAUUUCAUAGCAAUUGUUUAUUCCCUUCAUUAUCUGAAAAGAAAGAUGAGACUCAGAAAUAUAAAAAUACUCCAUCUGAUGGUAUGGAUAAUAUAAAGUUAAUUAUUUUUCCUUAUUCAAGUGGUUCAGAAGAGGUUGAAAAUCUCAAGGAUUAUUCCUCCUCAUCCUCAUUUCCAGAGGAUAAAAAGAUGUGUUCUUCAACCUGCUCAAAUACAAGUAUAUAUAGUAUGAAUAUUCAAAAACCAUGUACCUCUAGUUCCCAGUCAACAUCAUCUGAGAAAAUAUCCCAUUUCAAGAACACACUAUCAUAUUUGAAGAAAAAAAUUGGAUUACCAGAUGCCCAUUCAACACCAAAUAUUGAUGAAAAACAUAAUGAUGAUUUUACUGGUAUUUCUGAAACACCAAUUGCUAAACAAAUUGAGAAACCAAUCAAAAAUAUAUUGACCAAUGAAGAUUACUAUGGAAGCUUUGAUAUUCUUGAAAAUGAACCUGGAGAUGGUCACUUACACAAUAUAACACAACUACAAGAACAAGGAAGUGAUGGAGUAAAUACUGUGGUCAAAAGAGUUAUUAAUCUGUGUCAAACUGAACCACUUGCAUUAGAAUGCAUACCAACUCAACCUAAAUUUGAAAAUAAAAAUAUGCAAACUAAAUCCAAGUAUCAAAUUAAUGUAGCUGUCCAAACUCUGCCCAGUUCAGAAAAAAAUAAAGGGAGAACUGCAAAUCAGGCUCAACAAAAUGUUAAUCAAUGUCUUAUGCAUGAAAAUCAUUCUGAAACUAAUAAGAUCAAUCUCAAAAGUACAGGAACUGGUUCUGAAAUAUCACAUUCUGACAGUUUCAAUCCCAUAAAGAAGGAUCCAUUGAAAUUUGGUUCUGAAAUAGAUGUCCAUGUAAACAAGGUGGAAUUAUCCAAUGAUGUUGGAAAUAAUGGUGAUGAGAAUAGCAAUAACAAAAACAAUAAUAUAGAUAUUGAUUAUUGCCAGAUUUCUUCAGAAGAUAUUCAUAUGGCUAAUGCAAUUGUUUCCAGUACUAUUGAAAACCCAAGUGAUUACAUUGAAAAAUAUAUUCAUCUGUUCCAGAGGCUUCUUAGAUCUAAGAAAUAUGAUUCAGUAACAAAAAAACAUUACUUGAAGAAAAUUAUCAAGAAAAUUACUGAAUCAAAAUAUCUUGAAGAGUCAAGUACAAGUUCUGAUUUGUUCCUCCCAAAAAAAUAUAAUUCAAAUUCUCAAACUCUUCCUGAUGUCAAAUUUGUUCCUACCAGCACUGACUCUACUGAAGAAAAAUCAUUGAGAAAUAAUAGUUCAAAAUGUAUUAUCAGUGAAGGAAAGUUGCAGAAAAAGAGAACAUUUCAAAUAAAAUGUUCUCAUCAGGAUAUCAUGCCAAAUGCAUCUAUCCCCAUGAAUGAAAUAUCAAAUUCUGAUGAUAUUGUAGGAGUUGAUGUAGAAAGUGUAAAUAAUUCAAUCAUUCAUACUAAUAAGGAAUCAUUCAAUGAUAAUCAAAGUACAGAUAAGUUGCAACAAAAAUCUAACCAUUUUUAUUCAGACACUGUGAGCCCUAAUGUGAGCAAAGACAAACAACAAUAUGGUUCUACUUCCACUUCAAAAUCAUACAAGAAUUGGAAGGAUAACAAGACUAUUUCUGAAAAAAUUCUUGACCAAAUUAAUUUACCAAGUUGUGAUGGUGACUACUUGAUCAAAGUUGCAAAUGAGGAUAGAAACUACCAAGUUAACUGCAUUGAAACAAAAAUGAACAAAUUAGUAAAUUCAAGCAGAUCAUCAGAAAAACAACCAGUUGAACUGUUGACCAUGAAGAGUCAGAAAAUGGUGCCAAAGACUACUUCAGCUUAUACUGUAUCUGAGAAAAGUGACAAUGAGUUGAUAAUGAGAAGAAAUUUUGUCAUCCAGACUAAUUUGGGUGCAGGGUCUUCCAAAAAUAAAUUUUUCUGCUUGGACGGCAGAAAAUAUGUGCUUGAGAAUUCCACCAAUGAAAAUAAAAAUUCAGAAAAAUCAGGGCAAGUGUUUGCUGAUCUAGAAAUUGUUUUAUCUGAUACCACAACCAAUAUUAAAGUUACUACUUCUUGUGAGAAUUGUAAAACUUCCCCAUGUGUUUGCCAAUGCCAAUAUUCCAAAGAUACUGAUCAACCAAGGUCUCACAGAACACAUAGAGAGCUAAGAAAAAAUGUUUGUUACAAAUGCAGUAAACUAUGUUGCAGUUGUUCAUCUACUGAAUCUAAAUCUGGUGAAUGGAUUUGUUCAUUUUGUUGUACAUCUCCAUGUUUGUGUACUGAUAAAUUUAAAGACAAUGAAACAAGAUAUGAAUUUGCAUAUAAAAAAUGCAUGAUUUGUGGGGCUCAUUCAAGUCAUUGUACUCAUGAUGUAAUCCUACAGGAGAAAUGUUUACCUACUAAUUCAGCAAAAGUCAAGGCAAAAAUGAAGAAGACAUCAGAGGGUUCUGCAAAUUCUUCUGUACAAUCCUCAAAAUGUGAAGAUUCUUCCCACAGACAACAAAUCAAUACAGCAGACAGCUUCACCAAAAGUGCUGGUAAGUUGGUAAUGUUACUUGUGCUACUUAUAUAUACUUACUACUUAUAGCUAGUUGCAUUUGGAUUGCAUUGUCACUUUUGCCACAUAUUGAAAAAUGAUACCAGUUGAUGAAUUGACAUCCAAGAUUUACCUAUACUAUAAAUCUGCAAAAUAUGGUGAUGUUGUAAGUAUCUUAAUCUAAUGUAUGGAAAUUUUAUUGAAAUCAAAAUUAUUGAGGAAAGGACAAAAGUGCAAUUCAAAGUACAGCUACUUUAUUAUGGAAUUCAAUGAAGUUGAAAUUAUAAACAAAAUUCACAGGAUUUGGUAAACUUCAAACGAUAUGAAAGUAAAAUUUCGCAAACGGAACAUUGGAAAGAUAAGUCCAGUUGUAAUAAUAUCGGCGUACAAGUACAGGUAUAUACGCAAAACCAAAACUCACAGACAUUCAGUAAUUUGAGCAAUCAGAUUUCUCAGACAUCGAAAUCUCAACGUCAUUCACAAGAUGUUGGAAUCCAAACUUCAGCUAUUGUACCUGUGAAAAUACCACGAAAGACUGAAGUGAUUCAAGUGGGAUCACAAGAUCAAAAUACUUUAACCAAAGCUGAAGAUGUAAGAGUCCAUCAAUUGAAAAACAAUAGCAAUCAGAGAAAUGCAGCCCCGCGACAUAUUACUACAUCUUCAAAUAGUUCUCACAUUUUGGUUCCUCAUUCUAUUGAAAAAUCAUCUGAGAACAUCGAUGGUCAAACCAACAUCGAAAACGCCAAUGCAGGUGGAAAUAAAAGUCCAGAGAAUGAUAUGUAUUUGAAUUUAUCUUCCAUGUCACCCAAUGAAACAUCUUCCGGCAAUACCGUUUCUGAAAAUUCAGCUACAUCUGAUCUCACGUGUAUUUGUUGUAAAAUGAGAACAAAUAUUGAAAACGUUUCUCUGAUGCGAAGCAACAAUCAGGAAUAUCCUCUGUGUCAUCAUUGUCUAGGGAAGAAACCAAUUUUAACUUCCGUAUGCUAUACAGGUCCAGAAAAGGAUGUUGUUAAUGACACAAAUGCCACCAGUGACAGUUUCCGAAGAAUGGAAGAAUAUUGUACUUGCACCAAACAAUCUAAAUCUCAGAAUGGACAUUAUUGUUUUCAUUGUCAGUUCAAAUUGAAGAAGACUGUAAGAAGCCGAAAUGCCAUCGCUUAUACGCUGACUUUAGAAAAUGAGACACCUAGAAAAUUCAAAAGCCAUAAGAAGAAAACGAAGCGGUUAGAGGAAAUCAAGGUGAAAGUACCUUGCCCUUCAAAUAGAAAAACAUUCAAGAAUGAGGAAAAUUCCAGUAAAAGAGAUGUAUAUAGGUUACAUAAACGAGAAAGUUCACUACGUGAAAAUAUUGAGACUGAGAGAAGAGAUAUCGAAAAAUCUACAGGUCAUGUGACUAAGAAUAUCAAGAAGAAUUUGACUUUACAGAUACAUCAUUUUGGAACUACAGAAGAAUCCCAUUUGAGAUGCAAUCAUGAAGAAGCUGAUACUCGUUUGAUUCUCCACAUUUCCCAUCAGCGUCACAAUAAAAUGAUAAUAAAGUCAGAUGACACGGAUGUCUUCGUUCUUCUUCUGUAUUAUUAUUGGAAUUAUGAUAAUGUUAGAUCCAAUACCAUAUACAUAUUAUGGGGAAGGGCCAUGGUACAGCUUUCACAAAUAGAAGGAGAUUUAAUGCAAUCUACGAUAUAGCAAAAAUGUACUUGCGAUGGAUUACCUGCAUUCCAUGUUUAAACAGGAUGUGAUACAACCAGUUCGUUUUUUGAGAUUGAGAAAAAAUCAGGAUGAGAUAUAUAUAUCAAAAAUGAGGGAGAACUUAUGUCUGGAUCGAAUUGAAAAUGUUGAGAAAAGUGAGGGAAUUGCUAGAGAAUUUGCCAUUUACGUAUACAAACAAGAGACCUGCCAAGAUCUCAACCAGGCCAAGCUAAUUCUAUGGAAAAAAUUCAAAAAAUCUGUUGCUAUGACCAAAUAUUAAUGUUGUCGCGUAGGUUUGUAUCAUCAGCAAAAUCCGAAAUAAUUUGGUUGACAGAAAGAAGGGGGCCACAAUUACUUACUCCAAAAAUUAAUGUGUUUGACCCAAACACUAG
Messenger RNA from Phaedon cochleariae (mustard beetle), 4996 nucleotides. The record is from the annotation of a GenBank genome assembly. Lineage: Eukaryota; Metazoa; Arthropoda; Insecta; Coleoptera; Chrysomelidae.